Leishmania braziliensis MHOM/BR/75/M2904 is the source of this 1023-nucleotide messenger RNA. Its product is annotated as putative serine peptidase family S51, peptidase E. The record is from RefSeq and is a predicted model, not a curated record. The transcript has a single exon. Lineage: Eukaryota; Euglenozoa; Kinetoplastea; Trypanosomatida; Trypanosomatidae. Gene Ontology annotation, biological process: proteolysis. Gene Ontology annotation, molecular function: serine-type peptidase activity. The coding region runs from base 1 to 1023 and encodes 340 amino acids.
AUGUUGACCAGAGAAGAAGAAGAGAUGUGCAUGCAGCACAUGAACUCCAUUCGCGCCUGCUUGGCCGGCUCCGGCUACGGCGCCUUCAGAGAGCCAGCCACGAUCGACCACCUCAUCUCGCUCGUGGCGACACCCAAGACUGGCGUGGUGAGUGUCGCCUACGUUGGUACCGCCACCUACGACCUCGCAGAGGGCCAGGCGGAGCAGACGUCCCUUCUACUGCAACGUGGCUGCACGGUGCGGCCGAUCCAAGUCGCUGACCCUGCCGUGAAGUCGGUUAAUGACGACGAUAGGCACUUUAUCAAAGCCACUGCCGACAUCGUACUCGUUUCGGGCGGGAACACACUCUACGCGGUGCGGCGGUGGGAAGAGACGGGGCUUGCGCAGCUGCUGAAAGACGCUGCGGCGCGCCAGGUCGUGCUGGCCGGCGGCAGUGCCGGUGCGAUCUGCUGGUUCACCUCAGGGCACAGUGACUCCGCGGACCCGGCAACGUACCUGCAGGCGUCAUUGAAGAUGGCGACGCUGAAAGCGGGCCUGGUCCCACAGGAUCAGAUUACCAAAAUGGAGGCAGAACUCGCAGAGCUCAGCACCUCCUGGUCCUACAUCCGUGUCCAUGGCCUUAACAUUCUGGCGGGUCUGCUGUGUCCCCACUUUGACGUAACUCAAGGCAAUGGUGUGCGACGUGAAGAAGACUUUACCGAGAUGCUGAAGCGGCACCCAACCGAGCGGGGCAUUGGCCUGGAUCACUGGGCCCUGCUCAUUCUGAAGGGCGAUGGCGCAUACGAAAGCGUUGCGCUGCCGGGCAAGAGCCGCGUCCCAACCUCCGGUGAUGCCUCGUCCACGGCAGCGGUGCCGGGAGUUUUUAUCCUCGACGUGGUGGACGGUGCUGUCCAGCGACGCCGCAUGCCUACAACGGGGCUGCUGUCGGACCUCCUGCGGGUGCCGACGGGGCCGGUGGUGUCGGACCCGUUUGAGCGUUUCCACGCGAUGGAAAAUCCGACGGCGUCGUCCGGGUCGCUAUAA